UGAGUGCUUGGGCCGGGAUGUUGGCGUAUAUACGGGCAGGGGUGUUACCGCCGGCCGUGCUUGGUGUGGGGCGCGCUGAGAGUGGGGCGCGCAGAAUCGUACGGAGGCUUUUCGGUUUGUUGGAGGCUCGAGUGCCCCCCGCCUUGGGGUUCAAAACCAAAUUAAUUUAACCCGAGAAAUAGCUGGAGUGCAGCGGAAGUCAUUGAACAGUCACUGGCUUCCCUAGGCUCCGUAUAAAGGUCUUCUUGGUGUCCAGUGUCGCGCAGACUGAGGAGGAACGCGGGACGGAGUCGUGUGUCACCACGGGAGGAGUGAGCAGGAGAGAAGAGAGCGCUAGGAAAUGUGCCACGGGGCAAAAGGUGUCCUUCCUCCCUCAGGGCUGUGAGAAAAGCUAACGUCAGGGCAGAGAGCGGAGCGGGGACAGCGCUUGUGGUCCAUCAACUUUUCCUGACUGAUUUCAGUGUAUGGGAAGUCCAUGUGCCUGCGAGUGUGUACGCUGUGGUGCGAGACGACCUUCUGGCGGGGUGAGCUGCGGUGUGGACUGUGAUUUUCUCAUGCACGUUUAUUGCAGUAAGCUAUGCUGAGGAAACGCUGUGGCAUUGUGAAGCAAGAAAUAUGGGACAGCUAAUCGCAAGGAGGAGCCUGCUUUUUCUGUUUUCCUUUACCAGUUACCGUAGUUUACAAAGUGAAAACGUGAAAAGCCAACCCUGCUUUCUGGCACACAGAAAUACGGUGAAGAUGCCUCCAAGUGUUAGAGACAGGGCUUUGUCCUCAGAAGUGCCUUUUUGCUCGUGGGCAGCAGUCAGUCGCUGAAGCCAGGGGCUCGGUAACCUGUGUGUAUUAGGUGUCAGCAGGAAGGCAGGACCUUCGCCAUGGGGUACAACAAAAGCUGGAUUUCGAGGAAUGAAAGCGAGCAUCCCCCGUACCAGGCUGUCACCGGAGCCCUGGAGAUGAGGAACGCCUCGGCUGGGCAGAUGGUGUGGCAGGGUGGGAACAGCAGCCAGGCUGGGGCUGCUGAGAGCGAGGAGCACGGCGAGGAGCAGACCUACAGGCAUUUCACUACCACGGUGCAAAUCGUCAUCUUCGUAGGCUCUUUGCUGGGUAACAUCAUGGUGCUGUGGUCAACUUGCAGAACAUCAGUACUCAAGUCUGUAACAAACAGACUCAUUAAGAAUUUGGCCUGCUCGGGGAUCUGUGCCAGCCUAGUCUGUGUGCCUUUUGACAUUGCCCUUAGUGCCAGUCCACACUGUUGCUGGUGGAUCUAUACAAUGCUCUUCUGCAGAAUUGCCAAGUUUCUGCACAAAGUCUUCUGCUCAGUGACCAUCCUUAGUUUUCCAGCCAUUGCUCUUGACAGGUACUACUCUGUUUUAUACCCUCUGGAACGAAAAAUAUCUGAUGCAAAAUCCCGAGACCUGGUCAUCUAUAUCUGGGCCCAUGCAAUAGUGGCCAGCAUUCCAGUAUUUGCUGUAACCAACGUGUCUGAUAUUUAUGCCAUGUCCACCUGUUCUGAAUCUUGGAGUUACUCCCUUGGCCACCUGAUAUAUGUCAUCAUCUAUAACAUCACCACAGUGAUUGUACCAGUGGCUGUGGUAUUUCUCUUUAUGAUUCUUAUUCGCAGGGCACUGAGUGCCAGCCAGAAGAAAAAAGUCAUCAUAGCUGCAUUAAGGACCCCUCAGAAUACAAUUUCUAUACCUUACGCCUCCCAGCGAGAAGCUGAGCUUCAUGCCAUGCUGCUUUCCAUGGUUAUGAUAUUUAUUUUCUGCAGUGUCCCCUAUGUAACUUUGGUGAUUUACCGCACCAUACUCAAUAUUUCAGAUAUUUCAAUCUUCUUGUUCCUCACUGCCAUCUGGUUGCCCAAGGUCUCUUUGCUGGCCAAUCCUUUAUUAUUUUUAACUGUGAACAAAUCAGUACGAAAGUGCUUAGUGGGGACACUAGUACAGCUGCACCAAAGGUAUAGCAGGAGAAAUAUUGUCAGUUCAGGUGGUUUUGCAGAUGCUAAUCUGGAGCCCAGUGUCCGUUCAGGAAGCCAGCUUCUGGAGAUGUUUCAUAUCGGGCAACAACAAAUCUUCAAGCCAGCAGAAGAUGAGGAGAAUGAGACCAAAUCUGUUGGUGCUGGUGACUUGGAACAGAAGGAAAUUCCUACCACCAGUUUAGAAGUAGGAGAGACUUUGGUUCACAAAUUUAUACCACAGACAAUUGCAGACUCUACAGCUCAGGUGGCGCCGGCUGUGGUCACAGAAGCUGAUACGGUAAAUGACAAGUAUUCCAUGCAGUUUGGUUUUGGACCCUUUGAGCUGCCUCCCCAGUGGCUCUCAGAAAACCGAAACAGUAAGAAGCGACUCCUGCCUCCUUUGGGGAAUACACCUGAAGAGCUAAUCCAGACAAAACAGCCUAAAUGUAAAGCAGAAAGAAAAAUCAGCAGAAACAAUAAAGUCAGUAUGUUUCCCAAGGUAGAUUCUUAGUAAGAGCAGAAGCUUUAAGUGACAGGGGAAGGUCACCUUCUGUUGUAUGUGUGAUCCCAUGGAUCUUAUGCUGAAAUUUGUUACAGGCUGAUUUUUUUGUUUGCUCCAAAUAUAAUUUAAACAAACAAAGGUAAAAAAACAUACAAGUAUUCCUUAUUAAUAUGUUUUCAUGAAAAUAAUAUAUCAAGAGAUGGUGGUUUUUAGUUGUAUCUGUGAAAACCCCACAAUGAUACCUGCCUGAUUUACUUUCAAAAAGUACAUAUGGCUUUGGGAAUGCUUUGUAUGGCUGAAAAAUGAAAAUAGUGGCAGUUUGCUGGGAAGCCUCAUGUUGUAUUAAAAUGGACUGUGUCAAAAUAACUUCAUAGGAAAGGCUGUAGGGAGCAGAAGACAGAUGCAAAAUGGGUAAGUCCUAACCUGCUGUAAAUAUACAAAGCAAGGUUCUGCACAUCUCAUCAAUGAAGUAAGAUGGACUAUUAAGUAGAUAUGUUUUCUAUUAAGCCCAUUUCUUCAAUCAGUGUUAAAACUCCCAUGACUUUUUGCACAAAUUAGUUACCAAGUAUCUGUCUGCACUCUUUUUUUGGCCUAAAAAAAACCUUCCACACAGCCAAAAAUACCCAAAUAAUCAUGUGUCAAACCUGAGAAAGAUUUUAUU
Pezoporus flaviventris is the source of this 3114-nucleotide messenger RNA. RefSeq names its product G protein-coupled receptor 176 (gene GPR176). NCBI's taxonomy places the organism in Eukaryota, Metazoa, Chordata, Aves, Psittaciformes, Psittacidae. The record is from RefSeq and is a predicted model, not a curated record. Gene Ontology annotation, biological process: G protein-coupled receptor signaling pathway. Gene Ontology annotation, cellular component: plasma membrane. Bases 873 to 2462 code for a protein of 529 amino acids. The transcript is spliced from 3 exons. Gene Ontology annotation, molecular function: G protein-coupled receptor activity.